Molecule: messenger RNA, 1555 nt
Organism: Erythranthe guttata (spotted monkey flower)
Lineage: Eukaryota; Viridiplantae; Streptophyta; Magnoliopsida; Lamiales; Phrymaceae
Gene: UAH
Product: ureidoglycolate amidohydrolase
Molecular function (GO): hydrolase activity, acting on carbon-nitrogen (but not peptide) bonds, in linear amidines
Source: RefSeq, a predicted model, not a curated record
GACACAGCUCCCACACAUUUCCUCCAUUUUUAAAACCUUCAAAACACCAUUUCUGAAUCCAAAAAUAAAUUAAAAAAUGGCUUCAAAAAUCUCCGCCGUGAUUCUCUCUCUCUCCUUCUUCUCUAGUUUCGUUGCAAUCUCUUCUCAGAACGAUGAAUAUGACCCGACUAUCAAAACCAUGGAGCAGUUUUCGGGUUACCAAAUUCACGAUUCAAUUUCUUCACUAUCAGUCCACACUCAAAAUCUGCAGCGACAGAUUGAUGAGCUGUCGUCAUUCUCGGAUACGCCGGCACCUUCUGUUACAAGGGUUCUUUACAGCGAAAAGGAUGUAUUGGCAAGAGGGUACAUAAAAAAAUUAAUGGGUCUUUCUGGUCUCUCUGUCCGUGAGGAUGCCGUCGGAAACAUUUUCGGUAGAUGGGUUGGCUCACAGCCUGAGCUAGCUCCUGUUUUGACAGGCUCGCAUAUAGAUGCAAUACCGUAUUCUGGUAAAUAUGAUGGAGUAGUCGGUGUUUUGGGUGCUAUCGAAGCCAUUAAUGUACUAAAACGAUCGGGGUUUAAGCCGAAAAGAUCUCUUGAGGUGAUUAUGUUUACAUCGGAAGAGCCUACACGAUUUGGAAUUAGCUGCUUGGGAAGCCGUUUAUUAGCCGGAAGUGAAGAACUAAAAGAGCUUCUUAAGAAAACGGUGGAUAGUCAAAAUAUAUCAUUUUCGGAUGCUGCUACAUUUGCUGGAUACACAUUAAACGAGGAUUUAUCGAGUGUGUUUCUUGAAAAAGGAAGCUACUCUGCUUUCAUUGAAUUGCAUAUAGAGCAAGGCCCCAUCUUGGAAGAAGAAGGGAUAUCGAUCGGUAUUGUUACUGCCAUUGCUGCUCCAGCUAGCAUCAAAGUUGACUUUGAAGGCAAUGGAGGCCAUGCUGGAGCUGUUCUCAUGCCAAAGAGAAACGAUGCUGGCCUAGCUGCUGCAGAAUUAGCUCUUGCUGUUGAAAAACACGUAUUAGAAUCUGGAUCAAUCGACACUGUUGGAACAGUCGGUAUUCUGGAGCUGCAUCCAGGAGCAAUAAACAGCAUACCAAGCAAAUCACAUCUUGAGAUAGAUACACGUGACAUAGACGAAAAGAGGAGAAAUCUUGUAAUCGAAAAAAUCCAUAAAUCUGCUCUUAGAAUAUCGAAAUCUCGAGAAGUGAAUCUCUCGGAAUUUAAAAUUGUAAACCAAGAUCCACCUGCACUAUCCGAAGACUCGAUUAUCGAGGCAACUGAAUCAGCUUGCCAAGAACUAAAGUUGUCUUACAAGAAGAUGAUUAGCAGAGCCUAUCAUGAUUCCCUCUUUAUGGCCAGAAUAUCUCCAAUGGGCAUGAUUUUCAUUCCAUGUUACAAAGGAUAUAGUCAUAAGCCCGAAGAAUUCGCAGCACCGGAGGAUGUUGCAAAUGGUGUAAAAGUAUUGGCACUAACACUUGGCAAACUUUCUCUUUCCUAAUUGUUAAGGAUAUUUGUCUGAAAUAUGUGUAUGUAAAUUGCAAUAAAUGUACUUAAUUAACAUAUUAUCCUUUUUAUUCACUAC